GUGAGUGGUAUUGCACUAAGGAAGCUUUGUGCAAGACUGAACUUCCUUUGCUAUACUCGAAUCCCUUGCAUUCAAGGGGGAACAUCCCCUGCUAUAAAUCACAUUUGGGUUCAACAUACAUAACAUUUUACUUAUUGCUAUUUCGUCUCUUCAUCUCUUAAGAAUAAGUGUUGUAAAAUUGAGAGCAAACUGGUGAUGGGGAAUAUAAAAAUGAGUGUCAUACAAAAGCUCUGUUUUCUACUCGCUAUUGUGUCCUUAGGAGCAGCAGAUGUGUACCCAAUUUAUCCCAAGAAUGAGCAAUCCCAGAUUUCCCCAUUAGUUGAACAAGACAUCCAAAGAAUUGGGAGGAGAUUACAAGCAGCUAAAAAGACUACUGUAUUUAAAGUGCAAGGCAAUGUUUUUCCAGAUGGGAUUUACUACAUGAGUGCACUAAUUGGUAAUCCCCCCAAGGAAUAUUAUCUGGAUAUAGACACUGGCAGUGACUUAACAUGGCUUCAGUGUGACGCCCCCUGCCGAAGGUGUGGCGAGACACCCCAUCAAUGGUACAAACCACAACCACACUCAGGGGUAUCAUGCGAACACCCUUUGUGUGAACCUGUGCAGAAAGCAAGUCGUGGAAACUAUGAAUGUAAGAGUUCUUCUGAGCAGUGUGAUUAUGAUAUUAGAUAUGCUGAUCGUGGGUUCUCGUUGGGAUUUCUUAUUAGGGACAGUUUCUGGGUAAGAUUCACCAAUGGCACCAUCAUCAGGACUGGUUCUGUAUUUGGGUGUGGAUAUUACCAAUAUGUGUCUUUUGAAGGGACACAAGCUACAAAUGGUGUUUUGGGUCUGAGUAGCGGUUUAGCAAGUCUUCCAUCUCAAUGGCAAAGGCAAGGCCUCAUCAAGAAUUUCAUAGGCAUCUGUAUUGAUGAAGGAGGGAAAAAAGGGGGAUAUAUGUUCUUUGGUGAUGAUCAUGUGCCUACCUCAUCCAUGACCUGGGUUCCUCUUAUAAAGCUUAUCAAAAUAUUAGAACUAAAUAUAUAUGACUAAAGCUCAUUAUCUAUUCCAAGGAUUAUUUUUUGUUCAAUAAACAUCCAUUAGAAAUCAUCUCUCACUCUGCCAGAAUGCUUUGACACUGUAGUUUUUCAGAUUCUUCUACCUUCAAAUUCUUUGGCUUCACAUUUUGUGACAUCUUAGCUGAUAGAGACUAGGAAUUGAAUUAGGCUAUUCUUAUCUAGAAUUAAUUAUGUGGUCAGAACUGAAUUCUUCAAAUAAGAUGUCUUAAUCAUUAUUUAGACCUUAAUCUUCAUGAUCUGGAUCAUUUGCUCGGUUUGUUUAGACUUUGGAAUGUUUACACUAUCUAGCUCCAAUCUGACC
This is a messenger RNA of Cryptomeria japonica (Japanese cedar), 1353 nucleotides long. Its product is annotated as aspartyl protease APCB1. NCBI's taxonomy places the organism in Eukaryota, Viridiplantae, Streptophyta, Pinopsida, Cupressales, Cupressaceae. Gene Ontology annotation, biological process: proteolysis. The transcript is spliced from 4 exons. Gene Ontology annotation, molecular function: aspartic-type endopeptidase activity. The record is from RefSeq and is a predicted model, not a curated record. Bases 196 to 1026 code for a protein of 276 amino acids.